AAUGGAUAGUUGCAGUGAAUCAGUGUUUCACUGAAUAGUGAAUACAGUACUCAAUGACAACAACAAUAAAGAGAUUGAGUGCAGUGUUGUGUAUGCCUUACAGUCCGUACAGUAAUAUAGCCUUGAAUUGCAUGAAUCGCACAAUAAUUCAGUUAUUAAUCCAUUGAAUGAUUUACUCAUUUCAGUAUUGGUUUAGAGUAUUGACUCUCAUUGUGACACUCAUUGCAUCACUCAUCCAACCAUUCAUUUGUCUAUAGUUUGAUGUUUUGUCGCAUUUCAUAGCUAUAGUACUGAACCAAUGAAUCACUAAUUACUGUGUUUGGUGUCAAUCCAUGCAAACAAACACUGACUCCAAGUCUAAGACCAGCCACAAGAACAAGAAUAGUGACAAUAAGGCCAACAAACGGCUCAACCAUAACAAGCCUCUCAAGCCAUCACUCAGUGUCCGUCCGACACAACACCCGUGUGGGGAACGGCUCGCCUGCAAGGGUCCCGAUCCUGAGGCCCACUAUAUAUGUCGUGAUUGUAAGACAUAUCAGUGCCGUCUCUGCGAAGAGCUGUUACACGAAAGUCGCGGAUUAGAGACACACGACAGACAACCCCUCGUCGUGCGUGACGACCAAAUCAUUUGUGGAAACGGCUGCCAAACCAAGAACUUAGCGGAUAUUCACUGCAGUGACUGCAACCAAGACUUGUGUCAUCUCUGCGACCAAUCACUGCAUUCGUCUCCAAACAAACGCAAACAUCAGAGGAAACCAAUUGAACAAAAAGAGGACAAAGAAGACAACGAAGAGUUCUAUUCGUGUCCUUACGUCGAGACGACGAGUGCUCACAACCAGAGUGGACACCAAUCGGAGGCGACGGAGCCUUUAGUUAACAUAGACUUGGAUUCGAGCGGUGAAGACAACGACUCGCUGUUGACUACCACUCAUCGCAAUGAAACCCAUCUCAAGAAUGAGAUAAACGACAGACACCUCCACAACCACUCCUCCCCCUCGCCAGAAGGCAUCGCACAGCUAUCCAUCGACUGCUCAGUGAAGUCCGUAUCGCCAAUGACCGGAACAGGUGUAGUGAUGAUGCACUCGACGCCCGCAACCGAUGCCACCGAUCGGAACAGCUUUCUUCUCAUCGAUGAGAACGAGUUGUUAAGAGUGAACUCGAGUGAGGAGUUCGCCGCCAAAAUAGGCUGUGCGUCGACGGCACUCAUCAAAGUUGUGUCCAUUUUCGGCAAUACGGGUGAAGGCAAGUCCCAUACGUUGAACUACACGUUCUUCGAGGGCCGGGAGAUGUUCAAGACGUCUGCCACACAGAACUCGUGUACGAUUGGCAUCUGGUGUGCGUACGACCCCUACUGUAAGGUCAUCACAAUAGACACGGAGGGACUGCUCGGCAUAUCUGACAAUAAUAACCGCAGAACUCGUCUUCUGCUCAAAGUAUUGGCCAUUUCUGACAUAAUUAUAUACCGAACGCGUGCUGAACGUCUUCACGAGGAUCUGUUCACAUUCCUGGGCGACGCCUCACGAGUAUAUGUCCAACACUUUUCCAAAGAGCUGAAGGCCGCCACUCAGAGGUUCAAACUGUCGUGUCCUCUCUCCGAUCUGGGACCAACUGUUAUCGUAUUUCAUGAGACACUUCACACUAACAUCUUGUGCACCGACAAUGAUCUCACACCUGAAGACUAUAUACGCAAACGCUUCCAACAAUCAGAUCAGUCGAUUGAAGCCUUCAGUGCUUUCGAAUACGUCGGAACGCAAACCAUAUCUCCGCCGACAGACUUCAGACCACUUCAAGAGACUGUCAAAAAACACUUAAACAACUCUACCGUUCGGUCGAGUCGUACUUCCGAUGUUGUCUUCACGGCCUUAAAACUGUUAAAUGAGAAGUUUUCCGGAGAUAUCAACAAAACGGUUCCGAAGACCUUCUUCGACGCGUACUUCAAGUGUUCGGUGCACUGCUUGUCCUGCAACUCUCAGUGCACGCUUUCAAUGAACCACUGGCGCGAUGGACAGUUACACUCGGCUCACAACAAAUGCAAAUAUCAGCAUCAGUUCAAUAACCAGAUCCUGAUAUGUCGGGCGUGUAAUGAUAGGGGAGAGUUGAAUACCGUCACACCAAAGACCACGGCUUCCGAUGAGUCCACUUGGGUUGGGAUCGCAAAGUAUGCCUGGAGUGGGUAUAUCCUGGAGUGCAAGUUCUGUGGAGUGAUCUACAGGAGCAGACAGUACUGGUAUGGCAACAAAGAGCCCACUGAACAGAGUGUCGUUCGCACCGAAAUACAACACGUCUGGCCAGACGAACCGAUACCAUCGCAAGGGUCUCAAAAUGUUGGGCAGAGAGCUAUUGAUACAUUGGGUUAUCUGACUACAAAUGUAUCACAAAUGACUGCCAGACCCUCGAAAGUAUUUGCUGAUUGGAUGGCCGAUCAGAUUGCACCGGCUUAUUGGGUGCCAAACAAUAGAAUUCUGGUUUGUUUUGCUAUAAUCAUUGUGGCGGAUGUGACAAAGAAUUCGGACCAUUGGAUCAAAAGCAUCACUGCCGUUUGUGUGGCCAUGGCUUCUGCGAGGGCUGCUCUUCGAAGAGUCGUCCGGUGCCAGAGAGGGGUUGGGGCGACCAACCGGUCAGAGUCUGUGACCAAUGCUUUGAAAAGGGUUUGUUUUUGGGAGAAAUCGGUGGAUGCGGCGAAUGCAGAGGUGACGGCGCGUAUAGUGGGAGAGAUGGUUCAGAGCACUCUCGGCAAUCUCGUGUCCGCGACCGUCGUUUAUCCUCGCGAAUGGAUUAAAGAGUCGGCUCGACCUGAGUAUUGGGUGCCCGACAAAGACAUCACUCAGUGUUUUGUCUGCAAAAUCGAGUUUAACGACAAACUAGCAAUACAUCACUGCAGGGCUUGUGGUCAAGGAGUCUGUGACCCCUGUUCUCAAACUCGUCGAUCAGUUCCCGAACGGGGUUGGGAUCAGGCGGUCAGGACUUGUGAUGACUGCCAAAAGAAAAUGCCUGUCCAAUGAUGACAUGCUUUGGUUCUACAUUUUAUUUAAUUUAAAAAACAGUUUAAAAAGUUAUUGGCUUUAAAGUAGAGGUUAUUUGAAUGUCCGACAAAUUAUUAUUUAUCGACAACUCGUGUAUUCGAGUUUAGUUUAGAGCCUCUCCUCCCCUCCCUUUCCCUCAUUUAAAGUCAAACAUUUGCACAUAUAUUGCAUUCAUUUAUCCAUUUAUUAUAUAAUAAACAUAAAUAGCAUUAAUUAUAUAUAAAAAUAAUGUAUAAAAUCAUGGAUUUGUAUAUUAUCGAAAAAAUGUCCCCAAAAUUAACGAAAUGUUAUUUUUAUCGAUUGUUUGACUUAUAAAUCAAUCAAUUUUAAAGUCUAUUCAGACUUCAAGCAAAC
This is a messenger RNA of Oppiella nova, 3377 nucleotides long. The record is from the annotation of a GenBank genome assembly. Lineage: Eukaryota; Metazoa; Arthropoda; Arachnida; Sarcoptiformes; Oppiidae.